UCGGUGCGGAUUCGGAGCCCACUAAAAGAAACGAGACGUUAAUCCCAAUGUUUUUCCGGAGUUCGUUCAGUCGUCGAAUAAAGUUUUCCUCCCAUCGACGGAUAACGGAGAGAUUAAUAGGCCGAGAGAAGGAUCGUAUACAACAGUGAUGAGAAUAUCGGUAAAAAAUACAGCAUGACGGUGUGUCGGAGGCGAAGGAACGAGGCAGCCAACCACCGAGCAACACCCAGCCGCCUUUCUCUUGCUGCUCUCCGGGCCCGCUUUCGUCGUGAGGUUCAGAGCCCUCUCCAGUUCUCGCACAAACCUGAUCCAGGAACCGUCGUACGAUGUCGCGACUGUUCGAACGGUCGCUCGAUUAUUCAAAAUGAACCCGAAUAUUUGUUGUUUAAAGAAAUAUUAGUGACUUUACGGAGGUGAAAUUAGUGGCGCUGACAUACAAAUGCAAACUUCUGCUGUCAGUUGAAAUUAAAAGGGCAAACAAGAUGGGAGUGCUGGUGUUGCUGCUGGUUGGAUUGGCUGCACCAAUCCUGGGAGGGUACAUUCCACCCGGUCCAAAAUACACGUGUCCGAAAGAACCGAUUUACAUUUACCCUUGUACGUGUACGAAGGGCAGCGAUCAAGGGCUCUUCAUUCGGUGCGAAAACACGAAUUUGGCGAGCCUCAGUUUGGCCUUCGUUAAUCUGGGCAACAGUGGAGUUCCCAUCGAAGAACUUCUCAUCUACAAGUGCAAUAUAGAACGCUUGUACGGGCCGGCGCUUUACCCUUUGAUGGCGAGGGUCAUCAGGUUCGUCGAAACCCCGCUGAAGGUCAUAGAGGAGCACAGCUUCCUCGGAGUAAAUCGAACGCUCCAAGAGCUGUACAUGGUGGGCGGCAGACUCGAGGAAUUCCCGAGAGAGGCGAUGAACAUUUUGGGAAACCUGUCGAUUCUCAGCAUAAAAGGACAUCGAAUAACCGGCCUGCUUGGCAACAGUUUUGGCGGAAGUGGUCUCGCCGGUAAACUAGAAAAAUUAGAAAUUAGUAACGGUUCCCUCUCCUCCCUGCCUACCGAUGCACUCACGCCGUUGAAGAAGCUCAAAACUCUCGAUCUUCACGGCAACGAGAUCGCCGAGCUCAAGAGAAACCAAUUCAAAGGGUUGAGAGACACCGAAGUUCUCGACCUUUCGCACAACUUGAUAACCAAAGUCGACCCCUCGCAUUUGGCGGACUUGACGAAAAUGGGCUGGUGCAAUAUGUCCCACAACUUGAUCACGGAAUUGAAGAGAGGGACUUUUGCGAGAAACUCUGUGCUCAAGGUUCUGAACCUCAGUCACAACAAAAUUCGCAAACUCGACGCGAAUACCUUUCGGGGAAUGAGGUUUCUCAGGAGGUUGUACAUGAGCGAUAAUUUGAUCAACGACGUUGGCCGAGGGACCUUUGGAACCGUCACGAGAAUAGGGACGAUAGACCUUGCGAGGAACUUUAUCAAGAAGAUCGAUUAUCAAAUGUUUCAUCAGCUCCAAUUCGCAGAGUUGCUCGAUGUUUCGGCGAACAAAGUAACGAUCAUAGAGAAACUGGCGUUCAAGGACCUCUUUUUGGCACAUGUCAAUUUAUCCCACAACCAGAUAUCCAUCAUCCAAGCUGGAGCUUUUGAGAAUUGUGCUAACAUAACAGUUCUUGACCUGAGCUACAACAAACUUGAGAACAUAACAAAAUAUGCGUUUGACAGUGCCACUUAUGCGACGGAAUUACGGCUGAGCUACAAUUAUUUCACUGCUUUGAAUCAGGUUCCAUUGCACAACAUGACAGGCCUCAAAGUCCUCAAUGUCUCUCACAAUAAUCUGCACUCGGUGCCGAGACAAACGUUCCCAAAGCUGUACGAACUUCACACGAUCGACUUGUCGUACAACAAUAUAUCCGAAAUUUACAACGCCAUUUUCCAGACACUUUUCAGCUUAAGGUUUCUCAAUCUUUCGCACAACUCUUUGGAGAAAAUAAAAGCAUCGACUUUCGGGCCUCUGCCCACGCUUCUUGAUCUGGACAUGAGUUAUAACAAGUUGGAAGAUGUUUCUCGGGGAAGUUUAACGAGAUUAGCGAGCUGCAGAACCUUGACUCUCAAGAACAACAAGCUGAAAAAAAUCUUCCAGUUACCAACGUCCUUGGGACAUUUGGACCUGUCAGAAAACGCUCUCGAAGAAAUUCCUCCCAUCGAUGUGUGGCCAUCCAUGAACGCGCUGCUCACUCUCGACCUUUCGAGUAACAGGCUCGGCGACAAUUUGCAACAUGGCAGCUUCGACCCGCUCUUGACUUUGAGAGUCUUGAACCUCCGUUCGAAUAACAUGACAAAACCGCCGUGGGCAGCGCUCAGCACUUUGAGCAGUCUUCAGUAUCUCUAUAUGCAGGACAAUGAAUUAGAGAAUCUUGAUAAAGCCGCUUUCGGAAGGCUUCCCAUAGUAUUUGAGUUGAAUUUAGCGAACAACAAGAUCAGGAACGUGAGCAGCCGAGCAUUCGAGGGACUGUUGCAGCUGCUGACUCUCAAUCUGACGAACAAUCAGAUAAGCUACAUACCGAAUGGAGCAUUUCAGGGGCUCGUGUCUCUCAGAACUCUCGACUUGUCUCACAACAGGCUCGAGAAAUUGGACAACAAGAGCCAUGGUUUGCUCGACGAUUGUCUUUCGCUAGAGAGAAUUAAUUUGAGCCACAACAAAAUAUCGUUCAUCACGAGAAAAACAUUCCCGAACGAUCCCUGGAUACCUUACAAACUCAAAGAAGUCGAUCUCUCGUACAACAGCAUGCCGGUCGUCACUUUUGACUUGACAGUCGGCACGAAAAAAGUUCUCCACAUGAAUCUCAGCCACAACAAUAUCAACGAGAUACGCAAGUACGUCAUCGGCAACAUGACUUCUGUGCAGACUCUGGAUUUGUCGUACAACGACUUGAACGAUGUGUCCGAAAAAGACGUGUUCUCGCCACCGGAGAAUCUCACGAGUCUUUACCUCAGCAACAAUCAUUUUGCUCAUUUACCUAUGGACAAAAUACUGCCCAUGCGAAAUCUCAAAGUACUCGAUCUCGAGAACAAUGAUUUCGGGACUUUUGACGAGAAGCUAAUGAGGGUCGUGGAAAAUGGCACUGUCCUCAGAUAUGGAGGGAACCCCCUUAAUUGCGAUUGCUAUGUUCGUCCUCUGAAGCGAUGGCUCGCGAGUUUGACCGAAAUUCCAUCGGAGUGGGCGAAUUUAAUUUGCGCAAGUCCGAGCUACGUUGCGGGAAAAUCACUGCCGCACGUUUCCGAGGAUCUGAUGGGAUGCAGCGAACGUGAAAUUCAGGAUGACGAGAAAUUCGCAAUAACUCCUGAUCUCAAGUUUCGAAAUAUCGAAUACAACCCCGAAGACGAUUCAUGGAAGGUGACCUGGUUCGUAACGUCGCGAGGGGACGUGGGUGAUUUUUACAUCGACGUUCGACAAGUCGGUGGCAGAAAAUCGGUGAUCAAGCAAGAUGUAAUAUACAGAGAUCGAUCAUUCACCAUUGGCAAGUUGCCGGACUCCUCGAUCAAGUACGAAGUGUGCGUGCUGGCCAGAGACUCCAUCGGGAACGUAAAGCACUACCGAAAUUCGCAGUGUCGAGUAUUGCUCAAGGACGGAUACGAAUCCUCGGCUAGCAGGCGUCAAACGGCCAUUUUGCCGAUUGUUUUCAUCAGCUUCGUCCUCGCGAUAUUGUGAUGUGGAAGUUGCAACGCGUCGAUGUGACACUAAUGAAGUGUCUUACGUUCAACAAGCCCGGGAUCAAAAAAUAAAGAGAUUUUUAUUUUUCACAACCAUUAAGGAGGUUCCACCGAUACGCUGCAUCUUCCAAAUAGUUGAAAUAUUCUUUCUCGAGUUGAAACUUUUGCUGCACGGAUUACAAACUCAUCGUUUAGCCCAUUCGAACAUUCAACCUGGUGUACAAUAGCAAAUACCGCCACAUGCGACUGACCAAAACCAUUUGACGCACCCGAAAUGUUAGAAAUUCAUGAAAUCCAAAAAUCCUCUCGAUUUUUAUAACCAAACUUUUCAAUAACGAGCAAGAGCGAUCACGAAAGCUUGGAUUUGUUGUCUUUUACUACGAAAUAAUUCCAAAGGAAUAUUGUCACAUUUUAACACGAUUUUAUAGGUUUAUCGACUACUUGAUACUCAGUUUUUGUACUCCAAUACAAAAAAGCAAUCUUUUGUUACGUUAUACUACGAAUGCUGUGUCGAAUGGUUUUUUUUUUCUUCAAUUGAUAAGUAUCCCGACUCCAGGAGACACGGAACAACGAAUUUGCUUCAAGCCCACAGCAUAUACGGCUGUGUACACGCGCUGUGUUUAUCUAGUUACGUUAAGCGAUGUUGAUCAUCAUAUUUCGAAAAAAAAUAUAUUUAUUUUGUACAAUAAAUUUGUAUUUCUAUCGUAAAAAAAAGAAAAAGAAAAUGUAUUCGUGUAUUUAAUGUCAUCGAAUCGAUGAAUUGAAUACUUUUUUUUUUUUUGUAAAUAUUCCAAGUACGAAACUCUUUUGCGUUUACUUUACGCCAGAGUUUUUAAAAAGUUAAGCCCGCGUAC
Venturia canescens is the source of this 4548-nucleotide messenger RNA. It is a transcript of the gene conv, whose product is annotated as convoluted. The record is from RefSeq and is a predicted model, not a curated record. Gene Ontology annotation, molecular function: protein binding. Bases 483 to 3692 code for a protein of 1069 amino acids. The transcript is spliced from 10 exons. Lineage: Eukaryota; Metazoa; Arthropoda; Insecta; Hymenoptera; Ichneumonidae.